Messenger RNA from Leishmania braziliensis MHOM/BR/75/M2904, 2793 nucleotides. RefSeq lists its product as hypothetical. The record is from RefSeq and is a predicted model, not a curated record. Lineage: Eukaryota; Euglenozoa; Kinetoplastea; Trypanosomatida; Trypanosomatidae. The transcript has a single exon. The coding region runs from base 1 to 2793 and encodes 930 amino acids.
AUGUCCCAAUUGCCUCCGCACGACAGUCACCAACUUCGCCGGCGCCCUCGCCUCCCAUCUACGGGCUCACAGAGCAUCAGCAGCAGUGCGAGACCCCUAUCCCGGCCGCGCACAGAAGUGUGCGAAAAUGCGCCGCCACUGGUGUCGCCAACCGUGUCACCGCCUGCUACGCCGGUGGUAGUCGCUGUGCGAGAGCGCUGCUCCAACACGCCGCCGCCUGUAGGGUGGCAGUACCCAUCGUGCAGUCGCUGCCUCGUCUGCGGACAGCUCGGGUGUGACUCGUGCAGCGUCAAAGUCGAUCCAGCCGCCACGAAGCAAAAGUUGGAAAGCCUGCGUCUCAACACGCCGUACGAGCGCGCAAAGCUUGCCCGCAGCACUGAAGAGCUGCGCAGCGAAGAGAGUCGUCAACGAGCGCGGCUGGUGGGGCGGUACGAGUCAUGGCUUGAGGGCCUCCAUACGGUCGAGCUGAUGCAACGGCACAUCGUGCGUGUUAUAAUGCAGGAGGUGGCGCACCGGCAGCAGCUUUGCAAAGAGGAGCAGGCGCGGCGUGCAACGCAUGUGAUUGCCGCCGAUCAACAUUUGGUGCUCCUUGCUCUGCAGUCCAGCGAGGUGGCUGCUCGUUAUGCGACGCUGGCGCGUGAGCGCGAGGGCUUUGCCGGGCUAUCCCGCCUCUACGCCUACGCAACCCAAGUUGUGCGGCUGCUGCAGCGCGAAGCCACGACGCGUGAGGCGCUUCGGUACACCGAGUCCUCGCAAUGGCAUCGCCUCCAGGCGCAGGAGGUCGAAUGUCGCCAGCUCAUGUGUGAGCACGUUACCGAGCGUCAUCGGCUCUGCGAGACCUACUGGGAAAGCAGAGAGGACCUCUGCCGUCAGCGCGUCGCUGGGCUGGAAAGCUUGGGUGCACUGGCCGUUGCCCACCGUGAGAUGCUCCGCCAGCACGUCCAACAGCGGUGCACGCUGCUCGCGUCAACCGAGCAGGGCAAGCGUGAUGUUGUAGCCGAGGAGGCCGCUACUCGCAUGCGUCUUCGUGAAGAGAUGCUGGAGGAGGCAGACUACAUUGAAGAGUGCCACCGCAUAUUCGAACGCCAACGAGCCACCCUCUGCAAAGCUGAGGCAUCGCAGCGGCAGGGCAUCCGCGAAGCGGCCGAACGCGGGUACCACGCCGUGUUUCUGGACAUGAAGGCGAGCGCAGAUGUCGUCUAUGCUGCCGAGGUGGAGCGGACCGAUCGUCGUCACUCUGAGCUCCUCCUCGCACUUGAGACGCUCUGCAGCAUACAACACGAAGAGGAUGCCGCCUUCACUGCCCUGAUGUCUAGGGAACGCGACGAGGCCGCCGGCCGCCGAGUCUGGAUGGCCCAGAAGUCCGAGGCGAGGGCGGCACUAUUACACCGCUGUUUGCACGAGAGGGAGUCUGUCCUCGCCAUUGAGGAAUCUCUCGCCCGCGAGGCGCUGCGCAAGGCGGCUGCGAGUGGGGAGGUUGCUGUGGCGGAGAGAAUUGUCGCGAAGGCGCGUGCGCGCGCCGAGUUGUGCACCUGUGCCGAGAGCGCUGUUGAGGCGCUCGCGAAGGAGGAGCAAUGCGCCCGCUUUCGCUUGCUGUCACACAUGGCAGCGCAUGAGGAGUUGGUGGUGCGUUGGUGUGAAACGAAGCGCUUCGCAAGACUGCACUUUGUUGACAGCGAGGCGCCUCCUCGCAGCGCCAUAUGCUGGCAGGAGCAGCAAAACUGGCAGCAGCUCUGCAUCGCAUUCGCUCGCACAUGCAAGGCAGUUGAGGAGCGGACUGCGCUGGAAGACCAGGCUCGCACCAAGGCAACGCGCAGCGCCCUCAACGCUCUCGAGCAGGUUGCCAGAGAGGAGGCGCAGGCGUGGCAACACUUGUGCAGUGAGGAAAAUGAGCAGCGCUACCGCACUGUGGAAGCCUUCCACUACCGCCGCCAAGUGGAGCUCCUGUACGAGGAGACCCAACGGCGCGAGUUCCUCGCUCGCGACGAACUCGCGGCUAGGACAGCGGUGCGGGCAAGGAUGGCACUCUUUGCGCGCUACGCAGCUGAGGCGACCCUCGCCGCCCUCCACACGCAACUCUGCGAGGUAGUGGCAUCGGAAGAAAGCGCACGUGUGUGCUUCUACGAGCACGUCGGUGAGUGGUACGACUGGGCCGCACACCAGCAGCGGGAAGAGGAACUGCGGCUCAUCGAAGCCUUAGAGCAGCGCAUCCAGGAGGAGCUGCGGUCUCGCCAGGAGUACAUGCAGGAGGACGGGCGCUUGUACGACCCCGCUGAGUUUCUUAUGUUUGCGCGCAGCAGCGCUGAGGACGGCGAUCAGAGAACGCGAGGGGCGGCGGCGGCGGCGCAUUUGGAGGCGGGGUACACUAACAACCUGCGUCGCGAGCUCGUGCUGCAGACCUUGGGCAAUCCCCUCUGCGCUGCCCCACUCUCAGCUGCUGCUGUGGACUUCCUCGUUGCUGUCAUCGACAGCGCUGGGCAGCGCCGCGACGUCGCUCAAGAGCGCUUUGCCGCAGCAGAGCGCCAUGCCAGAGACGCCUCCAAGAAGUUGCUGCAGCACGAGCGCCUGUACGCGGCGGAGAAAGAGAAGGAGGAGAUGUACGAGCUGUCCUCCCGUCGCGAGAGAGAGGAGCGUGAGCGGCGAAUGCACCAGGAGACACUGGACAAAACGCGCAGUCAGCAGACGAUUAUCGCGGAGAAACGCCGUCUUGCCGACGUACAGGCCGAGCUGCUACAAGAGCAAAAGAAGCUGGAGACGCUCAAGGGGAACAUCAGCAAGCAGUACAACCGAUGA